GCUGCCCUGGGGCAGAAGUGACCCUGUGCAUUCUGGGAUCCCCCAGCACCUUUCUGUCUGUGCUGCUGGAGGGUGGGGUCCAGAGUCCCGGAAACAUGCUGCUUUGCCUGUCCCCUGCGUGGCUGACAAAGGUGCCGGCACCAGGGCGGCCAGGAGAGGCGGCCCUGCUGGUUUCCAAGGCAGUGAGCUUCCACCCGGGGGGCCUGACCUUCCUGGAUGACUUUGUCCCCCAGCGCCAAGCCACCUACUUCCUGGUGGGCCUGGGACCGGGUCCUGGCCAGGGGAGGGAAGCGGCUGAGCUCGCUCGCGAUCUCACCUGCCCCACCGGAGCCUCGGCAGAGCUGGCCCGGCUGCUGGAGGACCGGCUGCUGACCAGGCACUUGCUGGCCCAACGAGGCGGCGUGCUGUGCCAAGCUACCCUGGCUUUCACCUACAAGCCACCGCUGCUUCGGGGAGGGGAUGGCAGCCCGGGACUCCGGCUGGUGGAGCUGAGUGGCAAAGAGGGCCAGGAGACACUGGUCAAGGAGGAAGUAGGGGCCUUUCUGCACUCGGAGGCCCUGGGUGAUGCCCUGCAGGUGGCCAUCAAGCUCAGCAGCUGGCGCUGGCGGGGGCGGCAGGCACUCCGUCUGCACCCACGAGCAGAGGUGGGCACAGUGGCGGACACGGUGGUGGCAUUGCUGGAGAAACUGGAGGAGGAGGAGAGUGUCCUGGUGGAGGCUGUGUGCCCACCUGCCCGGCUGCCCUCCCCAGGAAAUCCCCCGCCAGGUCCGGAGCUGGCUUUGCGGAUCUGUGCUGUGGUGUGUCGGACACAGGGUGACAGGCCCCUGUUGAGCAAGGUGGUGUGCGCGGUGGGCCGGGGGAACCGGCCUCUACGGCACCAGAACUCUUUGCCACGUCCGCUGGAGGUGGCGCUGGCCCAGUGCGGCCUGGGUGCGGCGGCUCAGGUGGCGGGCGUGCGGCGGAGCGUCAAGACGGCCGCCGAGGCUUCUGAAUGUGUUGCCUUCCUGUGGUUUCUGCAGCUGCACCUGGUGGAGUCAGACCCCAACCACUUCGCCUCCCAGCUGGUGCAGACCUUCAUCCACUUUGAUGUGACGGAGCACCGGAGGGAUGAGGAGAAUGCACGGCUGCUGGCGGAGCUGGUGCGGGCACGUGGCCUGCAGCUAGAUGGCUGCUUCUCCUACUGGGACGACUGCCUGGUGCUCACAGCCUUGCUCUGCCAGGAGCUGGGUCUGCCCUGCAGCCCCCCGGCUGCCAUGCGCUUGGCCAAGCAGAAGAGCCGCACCCAACUGCACCUGCUGCGACGCCAAGGCCCACCCUGGCCCUCGCCCUCCCUCCAUGCUGUGCCUUGCUGCCCCCUGGAGAGUGAGGCUGACGUGGAGAGGGCUGUCCGCCAGGUGCCCCUGCCCGGGGUCAUGAAGCUGGAGUUUGGAGCGGGCGCAGUGGGCGUGCGGCUGGUGGAGGAUGCACGGCAGUGCCACCAGCACUUUUCACGCAUCGCCCACGACCUGCAGGGUGAGGCCGAUCACCCUGGCAUUGGGCUGGGCUGGGGCAACUCCAUGCUGCUGAUGGAGUUCAUCGAGGGCACGGAGCACGAUGUGGACGUGGUGCUGUUCCGUGGGGAGCUGCUGGCUGCCUUUGUCUCUGACAAUGGCCCCACGCGGCUGCCUGGCUUCACGGAGACGGCGGCCUGCAUGCCCACCGGGCUGGCUCCGGAGCAGGAGGCGCAGCUGGUGCAGGCGGCCUUCCGCUGCUGCCUGGGCUGCGGGCUGCUGGAUGGGGUUUUCAAUGUAGAGCUCAAGCUGACCGGGGCUGGGCCUCGGCUCAUUGAGAUCAACCCCCGCAUGGGUGGCUUCUACCUUCGAGACUGGAUCCAGGAGCUCUACGGCGUGGACCUGCUGCUGGCUGCGGCGAUGGUGGCCUGUGGCCUGCGGCCUGCCGUGCCCCCUCACCCACGAGCCACUGGCUACCUGGUGGGUGUCACUGGCCUAGUGUCCCAGCACCUGCAGGUGCUGCGCUCCACUGCCAGCCAAGAGGCUCUGCAGGCUCUUCACGACCGGGGCCUGCUGCGCUUCAGCCAGUUUACAUCUUUAGAGGAGGCCCAGGUGCCUGGCGAGUAUGAGGAGCCCUACUGCAGUGUGGCCUGUGCUGGGCCCAGCCCGGCCGAGGCCCGCCUCCGCCUGCUGGGACUCUGCCAGGGCCUGGGCAUCGAUGGGCCCCACUACCCCGUUGCCCACUUCCUGUCCCACUUCAAAUAGCACUGGUGUCAGGGGGCAGGGCCAGAGUGCUGGAGGGGCGCCGUGCUGCCUUCAGCUUCCUGACACUCUCCCUGCCUCUCCACCCAUCGCCCUGUCCCAGCCCCAGACUGGCCCACUCCUAGGCCUCGGGUCCGUUCCAGAGUGGCAGGGCCAUUUUGACACCAAGGCCUCCUGGGAUUAAGGGCCAUAAAAGAUAGCAACUGGGGGGCCACUGGGCCCUCUUUCCCUCCCAAAGGCCCCAGUCCAGCCCACAGCUACCCCAGGACUCUUGCCAUGGAGAAAGGACAACAGCUGCACACGCGUGUGUGCACACACACACCACCUCCAGGGAGGUGGGAGUGUGCCCAAACCUAGCCCAUGCUGCCACCCCUCCAAGCAUCUCUCUCUCCCUGCCAUCGACAGGAGGAGAGAACCUGGCAGGCCCUGGCCUUGGACAAAUCCCAAGAAAACCUGAGACUAAACGCCCUGUCCUCUCACUCUCACCCCCGCAUUUAACAAAUUCCAGGACAGUUGUAGAGCCUGCUGACAACUUCUGGCAAGGCUGCACCUGCCUCACUUGACCUGAGCAGUAGAAGCAGGUGGCCGGAGGUCAGCAGUUACCAUCUCCCCUCCAGGUAGACAUGACUGACCCGUUAGAUGAGGAAAGAGGCUCCAAGAGGAAAAACCAUUGCCUGAAGGUCAUAUCACAGUGGGUGGAAUGUCGAGGGACAAGGUGUAGGGUCCAGGUUCCUGCUUUUACUGUCUUACCCGCCCACUCGGCUUCUAGGCCUUGCUAACCUCCCUGCCCUCAUAUGUGGCCCUCACACAUGUGAACAGCCCCUCAUGCAUCAUGUAUCGUCCCCAAGCUUAGGUGCUUUGGCCUCUGGUUCACCUAACUAGCACUGGCAGAGGAGAGUCUCACUCUUGCUGCUUUAAGAGCUCCUGUGUGCUCAGCAUAGGAGCUGUGGACAGCUCCAGAAGCAUCCCU
Molecule: messenger RNA, 3222 nt
Organism: Myotis lucifugus (little brown bat)
Lineage: Eukaryota; Metazoa; Chordata; Mammalia; Chiroptera; Vespertilionidae
Gene: CARNS1
Product: carnosine synthase 1
Biological process (GO): carnosine biosynthetic process
Molecular function (GO): carnosine synthase activity; ATP hydrolysis activity; metal ion binding
Source: RefSeq, a predicted model, not a curated record